AUGUCUUUGUUUACCCGUUCUUAUAAUCGAUUUACGGGAGGAAGUAGCACUGGAAGUGGAAGUUCAUCAACAUCAAGAAAUGAGCAAAAUAUCACACAUCGAAAGAAGUUAUCUGCAGUCUCAACUUCGAUAAAUGGCGAUGAUGGUAAAAUAUUUUAUAGGGAAGAAAUUUGGGAAAAAUUGAAUUGUUUUAAAUUUAGGAAUGGUUGCUGCCUCGCCAAGAAAUCGAAAUCCUCCACGGCAUCUUAAAAUUGCGCAAGAUGAAACUGAUGGAGCAAGAAUCUCGACGAAUUUGGUGGAAAGUACACCAGUGGAACAAAAAGCCGCUGAAUUGAGGAAAAACAUUGAAAAGUGAGUUAAAAUAGGUCGGGAUCUUUAGAGUUUAGCGCUUUACUUUCCAAUUUUUGUGAAUUUCGAAAAAGUUCAUAAAAUUAGGAGAAAUAUGAUUUUGAAAUUUCAGAACUGCGCAAACCUUAUUUUUCUUGAUUUUUCUGUAUUAAUUCCACUGGCUAGUUCCUCGUGUGACUUUCACAAAAUUCCGAACUCAAAAUCUGACAUAUUUUUCCAAAGUGAAAUUGUUUAUUACUUCCAACCCCCUUACCCCAUAAAACUUAAUAAUCAAUCAAAAAGCCACAUGUUUUCAAAACUUCUCUUUUGUUCUCUUUGUUUUUGAACUCUGAAACAGUGGUCGUAAAAUGCAGAUGUCGUCCCUCAAUGAUUUUUCAGCCAAAACCCCGCCUCUUUUUUUCCCUGAGUCCGAUUGAGUCAGUCGCCCGCGCACACAAAUAGACAAAUAGUGUGAGCAACAAAAAAGUUGAACAGUUUUUUUUCUUUCGGUCACACAUUUUGAGACUAUUUGCAAAUAUUCGAAAUAUUUUUUUCUUAUCUAACUAAAAAAUUGUAAAAUGCCUUUGCUUUGUGUCAGCAGGUAAGAGUUCAUCUAAAAAAACUAAUUUUUCCUUGAAUAAUUUCAAUUUUUGCAGAAAUCAUGCGGCAGCAAUUGAAUCAGCAAAUGCACCGUCUUCAUCAGCAGCAAAUAAUAAAAAACCCCGAACUUCAACAUCUUCCCUUGCCUCGGUUUUUCGUUCUCGUGCAAGUUCACCGAUCGAAAAAAUGCGCAAAUUUAUUGGAAGAUCAAGCUCGAAAUCGGCUAUUCAAAAAGCUGAAGCAGCUCAAGAAACUCAAGAAGUUCAAAGUUUGAAAUUGGAAAAAGUUGAAAGAAGUCAACAAUGUGAUAAAGUUAGUCUUGUUGAUAUUGGAAUUAUGACUGAAGAAGUUGUUGAAACAAAUAGUGGAUUUUCAACUCCGAAAAGUGAUAAAGAAAAUAUGGUAAGCUAAUAUAGAAACAAAACUAUGUAUAAAUUUUGAAAAUGUUUCAGAAUCCUCAAAAAAUGGCCCAAAAUUCACCAGAAAUUAUUUGUUUAGAAGACAAUAAAUCAGAAAAAGAAAGAAUCAUUUCACUUGAAAAUGAAUUAACACAACUUCGUCAUCAAAUCGAUGAACAACGAGAAGAUUUUCGGCGAACUCGAAAAGAUUUCAUUUUGAUUUUACGUGAAGCUGUUAUGAGAAAAGAUGAGGCUGAAAAACAAUAUGAAAAAUUGACAAAAAGUAUUGCUGAAGAAGAAGAUUGGUCGACUUUGAUGUCACAACAUCGACAUACUUUGAGACGAAAUGUUCUAUUGAUGUGGGCUCAGAAAAAGUUGGUUUUUUUGUUUUUGAAAAUUUUUGUGUCUAGUUUCAAUCUCAAGUUUCCGUAACUUUUGGGGAAAAGCUCGAGAAGUAAAAAACAAUAUCUGAAUUAGAAAAUUGAGGGAUUUAUUGAAAUAUUUCUGAAAACUUGGAUUUCCGGAAUUUUUCAAUUUUUUCUUGAAAAAUCGGGAAAUCUUCAAAUUUUGAAACAAAAGUUUCUGUAACUUUUCUAAAAAAGACCGCAAAUUAAAAAAAAACAAUUUCUGAAACUAAAACAAUUAAGAGAUUUAUUGAACUUUUGCUGAAAAUUUUGAGAUCGAAUAUGAUGUGAUUUUUUUCUUGUAAAAAUCUAGACAUCUUCAAGUUUUGACACCAAACUUUCCGAAAAAAAUAACCAAAAAGUUUCCAAUUUUUCCCUUCACCUUCUUUUUUUCAGACUCGAACCAUAUAGCGAUGAAUUGACUGUCACCAAUUUCAGUUCAGAUUGGACUGAUUGUCGCGCAUUUUGUGCAUUGAUUUAUGAUUUAUUCCCACAACUUGUAAGUUUUUUUUUAAUUUUACUUGAAUUUUAUUUCGUUCAAAUUCCGAAAUUCUAGAUGCCUGAUGUAACCGUUUCUCCAAUAAUUGGUGAUUGUAUUUCUCGCUGCCGUUCUGCAUUUUCUGCCCUCGAAUUACGUUUCGAAGAACGUUCCCUUGGAUUAACUGGUGCCGAUUCAACAGAUGAUUCUUCAACAAUUUCUUCUUCAAUGAGUCUUCCAGAUUGGCGUUAUGUUAUGGAUACUGUUUUUGAGAUUUAUAAACGGGGAACUAGAUUUUAA
This is a messenger RNA of Caenorhabditis angaria, 2507 nucleotides long. The record is from the annotation of a GenBank genome assembly. Lineage: Eukaryota; Metazoa; Nematoda; Chromadorea; Rhabditida; Rhabditidae.